Molecule: messenger RNA, 3676 nt
Organism: Python bivittatus (Burmese python)
Lineage: Eukaryota; Metazoa; Chordata; Lepidosauria; Squamata; Pythonidae
Biological process (GO): regulation of gene expression
Cellular component (GO): nucleus
Source: RefSeq, a predicted model, not a curated record
UUUGCAGUUGCUGCGCAGCGAAGCCGAGAUGGUGGCUGCAGCCGGAGGGUGGGGAGCUGGAGCAGCGAGGGCAAAAGAGGGGGUGCAUCGGGGUUGGGGGUCCUAAGGAGGGGGCAGAGGCCACGAGCCUGCAUUCAGCCCCCUCCCCCCAGGCGGGUAUCCUCGAGGAAGAAACCCUUUGGACAGAAGAAGAUGCCCCCAGUUUUUCUGUAGGUGAGAAGUCCACACACUCUGAACUUUCCCAAACUCAGAGUCAGACCGCUUGGUCCCGUAAGCAGAAGGAAACCAAUGCCGGGCAGAGAAGGAGAGCGGUUCAGCAGAGCCAAGGUCGACAUGGCUGCCGAGCAACAGGAGGUGUCCCCUAUGGGCCUCCACCAGAAUGAAAUCAGGGUGGAAAAAGGAGUCAAAAUGGAGGAGCUUGAGAAAGCAGGCCUUGCACUGGCUGGCCCAAAGCGAUUCCGGAAGAGCCCUUACGUUGUUCAGGCUGGCGGCGCUGGGGAGCGUUUUAGCCGGCUGACAGCCAAGCAAGCGGAGCGUGACCUCGAUGAUGGGAUGUUAGCGCCAUGCUGGGAAGCCCAAUGGCGAGACUUCCUGAAGAACACGCAGCCCCCUUAUUUGGGGUGGAGCAGCCCCCAGGUCCCGGGGGUCACACUUCUGGCUCCUGCUGAAUCCGGGCCUGGGGCUGAUGGGGAGCCCAUGCGAGAGGAGGCAGGGGAGCUCCUGCUAGGCCUCAGGGAGAGGCCCCUCAAGACCAGCCUGCAUGCAGACCCCGCAGAGCCGGGGGACGAUGGAGAGGUGAAGGGGGAGGGCCAAGCUGAGGAGGCCCCCAGCGCCGAGCUGCAUCGGCGGCGCUUCCGGUGGUUUUGCUACCAAGAGGCGGAGGGGCCUUGGGAGGCGUGCGCCCAGCUGCGGGAGCUGUGUCUCAGCUGGCUGCGACCGGAGCUGAAUUCGAAGGAGCAGAUGGUGGAGCUGGUUAUUCUGGAGCAGUUCUUGGCCAUCUUGCCCGAGGAAAUCCAGGGCUGGGUUGGAGAAAGCGGGCCGGAGACCUGUGCCCAGGCAGUGGCCUUGGUGGAAGACUUCCUGCUGAGGCAGCAGGAGACCGAGAGGUGGAAGCAGGAAGUGCUGGGAGAAUUUGAAGAAGUAGCAAUGGGUUUUUCAAGAGAAGAUGAUGCCAGCGAAAAGCAGCCUGGCCGGGAAAUCAAGCAGGAGCAGGCCAGCUGGUUGGAUAAGUGGGAGAGCGAGGAUGAAGAGGCAGUGUUUGAAGUGUUAUUGGAAAGAGCUGAAACUCAAGUCUUGGAAGAAAACUUUGGAGAACAAGAUGCACCAAGGUGGGAACAGAGAUUCCCAACAGACAAGAGAAGAAAUAACGCCAUUCUUGGUGAGACUGGGGUCUCUCGUGAACUUGCAUUUGAGGAAAAAGCACAGACAGGAAAGAGAAGACACGUGUGCACUAUUUGUGGGAAAGGCUUUACUCAAAAAUCAAACCUCAACAGGCAUCAAAGAACCCAUGUGGGAGGAAAGACAUUUCAGUGCUUUAAAUGCGGGAAAAGCUUUAAGUGGGAAACAAGUUUUAUUCGACACCAGCGAUUCCACACUGGCGAGAAGCCUUAUCCAUGCAUUGACUGUGGGAAAUGCUUUAGUCGGAGCGCAAAUCUCAUCAUUCAUCAGAGGAUUCAUACUGGAGAGAAACCCCACCAAUGCACAGACUGUGGGCAGAGUUUUAGCCAGAUUUCCAAUCUGGUUCGACAUCACAGAGUCCACACAGGGGAGAAGCCUUAUAAAUGCCUGGAAUGUGAGAAGAGCUUCACUCAGAAAUCCAACCUUAUCAAGCAUCAAAGUGUCCAUUUGGGAGACAAGCCGCCUCGACGCUCAGCUAAUGGAAAAAGACUUAGUCAGAGGUCAAAUCAUAAUAGAUUUGACAGGGAUUCCCUUGGAGAAAACCCCUGUAAAUGCUUCAAGUGUGGGAAAAUCUUUUCCCGGAGAGGCAACCUCCUUAGGCAUCAGAGCAUCCACACAAAAGAUAAACCACACAAAUGUCUCGAGUGUGGGAAACGGUUUAACCAGAGGACCAAUCUGAAUGCUCACCAAAGGAUCCAUACUGGAGAGAAACCUUACAGGUGUCCAGAUUGUGGGAAAAGCUUCAGAUGGAGGGCGCACCUGAUUAUACACAAGAGGUUGCACACUGGCGAGAAGCCACACAAAUGUGCCGAGUGUGGACAGAGCUUCAGCCAGAGGUCCAAUCUGGUGAGACAUCUCAGAAUCCACACGGGAGAAAAGCCAUAUAAAUGCUCAGAGUGUGAGAAGUGCUUUGGUCAGAAAUCCAACCUUAUCAAGCAUCAAAAGAUUCACACAGAUAAUGCACUCCAUCAGCUGAUCGGUAGUGUCAGACAGGGCCGAAUUCCAACAGGAGAGGAUUCCUAUAAAUGUUUCAGGUGUGGGAAAAUAUUCACCCGCAGGGGGAACCUUCUGAGACACCAGAGCAUCCACACCCGAGAGAAACCUCACAAAUGCUCCGACUGUGGGAAAAGAUUCAAUCAGAGAGCAAACCUUAUCAGCCAUCAGAGAAUUCACACCGGAGAAAAACCUUUCACGUGUCUUGACUGUGGGAAGAGUUUUCGCCAGAGCCCGCACCUUAUUAAACAUCAGAAAUUACAUGCAGAAGAAAAAGCUUCAUUUCGAAGCCCAGAUUAUGGGGCUGGCAUCAGCCACGAGUCAGGCCAUAGGAUACACGAGAGAAUCUGCCUGAGAGGAAAUCCGUAUCAAUGCAUGAAGUGCGGCAAAAUGUUUAACUGGCAGUCUAACUUCAUCCGGCAUCAGAAAAUCCAUGCAGGUGAAGAACCUCAUCAGUGCUUGGAUUGCGGAAAGACAUUCAACCGGAGGAAAAACUUCGUGGCUCAUCAGAGAAUCCACACAAAAGAGAAACCUUAUAAAUGCACCGAGUGUGGCCAAACCUUCACGUGGGAAGCGCACCUUGUUAUCCAUCAAAGAAUCCACACGGGAGAAAAACCUCAUAUGUGUGCCGAGUGUGGGCAGAGUUUCAGCCAGAGAUCCAAUCUCAUAAGGCAUCAGAGGAUCCACACAGGGGAGAAACCCUACACUUGCUCAGAGUGUGGUCAGAGUUUUACCCAAAGGACACACCUUGUGGUGCACCAGAGAACCCACACAGGGGAGAAGCCCCAUAAGUGCGUGGAGUGUGGGCAAGGCUUCAGCCAAAGGGCACAUCUGAUUGUUCAUCAGAGAAUCCACACGGGAGAGAAGCCGCAUCGAUGCACAGACUGUGGCCAAGGCUUCUGCCAAAGAUCCAAUCUUAUCAGACAUCAGAGGUCCCAUGCCUGUGAGAAACAAAAUUAGAAACGCCGCUGGAGGGUCGUGCUGAGUCUCGGUCAUCCAGGCCUAGGUGGUGGGGAGAACUGGUAAUGUUCAGCUGGUAAGGAAGUCUUGGGGACAGGCCUUCCUCUUUAUGAAAAAAUCCGCACAGGACAGGGCCUGAACUAUAAAAUAUACAGACUCUGUGAAACAGUUUGAGGACACUGAUCAUAUUAAACAGGGACCCCAACCUUCUAUGGCUCGUGGACACAUUGUUAUUGUAAGAAAACAUUACGAGUGCUCUUGCAACAUGGCUACUGGUGUCUUGACCUUUUACAGCAACGUUUCUCAAACUUGGCAACUUUAAGAC